GGGCUGAGAAUGCUGAGGCACAGGGGUUCAGUUUCUUUAUAAAGAUCUUUAGCUCUGUUGCUCCUGGCCUUGUUAUCCUGUGUGUCAAUAGCGUUGAUAGUCUGCUGGUGGUUUCAUUGGAGUGUAUGCAAAGAAUGGAGCUUCCACAACUGGAGCAUGUUAGGCUCCGCAGGUGUGACAGCGCAGCCUCUGUGCCUCAGUUCUGUAACUCUCCCACGGUGAUCGUGAUGGUGGGAUUACCGGCCAGAGGGAAGACAUACAUCUCUAAGAAACUCACUCGCUACCUUAACUGGAUUGGGGUUCCCACAAAAGUGUUUAAUGUUGGCCAGUACAGGAGGGAGGCAGUCAAGACCUAUAAGAACUUUGAGUUCUUUAAACCCGAUAAUGAGGAGGCCAUGACGAUUCGGAGGUCAUGCGCUUCGGCUGCACUCAAAGACGUUGCUGCUUUCUUCUCUAAAGAAUAUGGACAAGUAGCUGUAUUUGAUGCUACCAACACCACAAGAGAGAGGAGGGCAGUGAUCAACAGCUUUGCAAAGGAAAAAGGCUACAAGGUGUUCUUCGUAGAAUCCAUCUGUGAUGAUCCAGAAAUCAUUACAGAGAAUAUCAAACAAGUAAAAUUUGGGAGUCCAGAUUACAUCGAUCGGGACAUUGAUGAAGCCAUGGAUGACUUCAUCCAGCGCAUCGAGUGUUACAAGGCCACCUACAUGCCUAUAGAUGAUGAAAAAGACAGGAAACUCUCCUACAUAAAGAUAUUUGACGUGGGCAGUAGAUUCCUGGUGAAUCGGGUUCAAGACCACAUCCAGAGCAGGAUCGUCUACUACCUCAUGAACAUCCACCUGACGCCACGGUCCAUCUACCUCAGUCGCCACGGAGAGAGCGAGAUGAACCUGUUAGGACGCAUCGGUGGGGAUCCCGACUUAUCGCCCCGAGGGCAAAAGUAUGCCAAUGCCCUGGCAUCUUUCAUUAGGGGUCAGAAGAUCAAGGACCUAAAAGUGUGGACUAGUCACAUGAAGAGGACCAUCCAGACUGCAGAGGCCGUGGGAGUCCAGUACGAACAGUGGAAGGCUCUCAACGAGAUAGAUGCCGGUGUAUGUGAGGAGCUAACCUAUGAGGAGAUUCAAGAGAGAUUUCCAGAAGAAUUUGCGCUGAGAGAUCAGGACAAGUAUCGUUAUCGUUACCCGAAGGGGGAGUCCUAUGAAGAUCUUGUCCAUCGUCUAGAGCCUGUAAUCAUGGAGCUAGAGAGACAGGAGAAUGUCCUGGUUGUCUGCCACCAGGCUGUCAUGCGCUGCCUACUGGCCUACUUCCUGGACAAACCUGCAGAUGAGCUACCUUAUUUAAGAUGCCCCCUUCACACAGUGAUCAAACUCACACCAAUAGCUUACGGGUGUAAAAUUGAGUCGUUUUCCCUCAGUGUUGAAGCAGUCAACACACACAGGGAGAGACCAACAAAUGUGAACAUCAACAGAGACCCAGAGGAAGCCCUGCAGACGGUUCCUGACCACAAAUGAAUACUGUUCGGGAAGAAAUGGACGACUCUUAUGCAGAACUAAAUGUGUUGCUACUGAUAAGCCUCUCUAAAUAUGAAGGAUCCACUUAAAUGCUUUUGUGCAAACAGAAGGGAGGAAGGUUUUAAAGUAGCAGAAGGAAAGGUAGUCGCUCAGAAUUCAUCAAAAACAAAAAAAUAAAGACCCUGAAGUGACCGGAAAGGACCUAACUUAUUACUAGUUCUGCUUCCACUGUCUGCAAAAUGUCUUAUUUGACUGUAUGUGAUUUGCUUUCUCGAAAGUGUCACGUUGUUUGUAAAUCGUUUAUAGACUGAACAAAGUUUUGUGUCUGGAGCCAGAAAGAGAACCACAAAUGAUGUAGGACUUUAAGUAAUAACCUGGGCAUUCAUGCACAUUUAUCACUGCUGUUCAGACAACAACGUUUGAUGUUGAUAACAUGAUUAUAGAAUUUGGGAUCAGCACCAUGGACAGCACCUAAACAAAGAUACUGUUUUCUGUAGAUUGGAACAUCUGUGAGUAGAUGGCAAUCAUGAUCGUGCGUUUGGAUGUAAAAAUGUAAAUAAAUAAAAAGUAAAUGCUUUCCUGAAAAGAAAAUUAUUUCAUAUUACAACGCA
Messenger RNA from Cololabis saira (Pacific saury), 2119 nucleotides. RefSeq names its product 6-phosphofructo-2-kinase/fructose-2,6-biphosphatase 1 (gene pfkfb1). Gene Ontology annotation, molecular function: ATP binding; fructose-2,6-bisphosphate 2-phosphatase activity; 6-phosphofructo-2-kinase activity. Gene Ontology annotation, biological process: fructose 2,6-bisphosphate metabolic process; fructose metabolic process. The transcript is spliced from 14 exons. Lineage: Eukaryota; Metazoa; Chordata; Actinopteri; Beloniformes; Belonidae. The coding region runs from base 126 to 1508 and encodes 460 amino acids. Gene Ontology annotation, cellular component: 6-phosphofructo-2-kinase/fructose-2,6-biphosphatase complex; cytosol. The record is from RefSeq and is a predicted model, not a curated record.